AGCGUGGCCGCCGGCCGGCUAUAUUAGGCCGAACUCACGGCACGGAACCAAAGAGCACAAGAAAACACCAACGGAAAAGCCAAUCAGGAUGCAGAUUUUUGUGAAGACGCCGACGGGGAAGACGGUGAUCCUCGAGGUCGAGAGCACGGACACCAUCGGCAACGUGAAGGCCAAGAUCGAUGGUGAGGAAGGUGUGUCGCCGGAGCAGCAGCGGCUCAUCUUCGGCGGGAAGCCGCUGGAGGACGACCGCAGCCUGGCCGAGUACGACGUCCACAAGGACUCCACUCUCCACCUGCUGCUUCAUCUGCCCGGCGGAAAGGCAAUCGGGAUGCAGAUCUUCGUGAAGACGCCGACAGGGAAGACAGUGACCCUGGAGGUCGAGAGCACCGACACCAUCGGCAACGUCAAGGCCAAGAUUGACGGCGAGGAAGGCUUGUCGCCGGAGCAGCAGCGGCUCAUCUUCGGCGGGAAGCCGCUGGAGGACGACUGCAGCCUGGCCGAGUACGACGUCAACGAGGACUCCACUCUUCACCUGCUGCUUCAUCUGCCCGGGGAUUUCCAGGUUCACGCAAAGGUUCUUUACCCGACGGGGAAGACGGUGACCCUGGAGGUCGAGAGCACCGACACCAUCGGCAGCGUCAAGGCCAAGAUCGACGGCGAGGAAGGCUUGUCGCCGGAGCAGCAGCGGCUCAUCUUCGGUGGGAAGCCGCUGGAGGACGACCGCAGCCUGGCCGAGUACGACGUCCACAAGGACUCCACUCUGCACCUGCUGCUUCACCUGCCCGGGGGGUUUCGCGGCGGCAGGGUUUGGUGCAUCGAAGACAGCCUCAGAGACCUCGCAGAAGACUACAACGUAAACAAGAAGAUCUGCCGCAAGUGCUAUGCUCGGCUACCUCUUAGAGCUACAAACUGUCGCAAGAAAAAGUGUGGCCACAGCAACCAGCUGAGGCUAAAGAAGCCCUGGAGGAACUUCUACUGA
Molecule: messenger RNA, 979 nt
Organism: Triticum dicoccoides
Lineage: Eukaryota; Viridiplantae; Streptophyta; Magnoliopsida; Poales; Poaceae
Product: polyubiquitin 11-like
Exons: 6
Coding region: 89-979 (296 amino acids)
Biological process (GO): translation
Cellular component (GO): ribosome
Molecular function (GO): protein binding; structural constituent of ribosome
Source: RefSeq, a predicted model, not a curated record